This is a messenger RNA of Equus quagga, 4597 nucleotides long. RefSeq names its product origin recognition complex subunit 2 (gene ORC2). Gene Ontology annotation, biological process: DNA replication. The record is from RefSeq and is a predicted model, not a curated record. Bases 302 to 2035 code for a protein of 577 amino acids. Gene Ontology annotation, cellular component: nuclear origin of replication recognition complex; nucleus. Gene Ontology annotation, molecular function: DNA replication origin binding. The transcript is spliced from 18 exons. Lineage: Eukaryota; Metazoa; Chordata; Mammalia; Perissodactyla; Equidae.
CAGGCAGGCCUCCCAUCCCCCGCCGCCUCGGGGCUGCCCUGCUCGACCUUGUGACCCUGCGACCCUGCGACCCUGCUCCUGCGCCGCUGUCUAGAAUUUGGCUUUCCCUCCGGGGCCGAAGCCGCCUUCCCUGCGGCGGCCAUUCAGCGAGGCGGCCGGGGGCCCCCGGACGGACACCUGGCGUGUGUGGCGGGGCCACCGGGCCGCCCGCCUCCCUCUCCUGCACCGCUCGGGCGUGCGAGGUGACUGUACCUGAAUUUUCCAGCUGCAGAAUAUGUAGUACCUUUAAAGGUUGGCAGUGAUGAGUAAACCCGAGUUAAAGGAAGACAAGAUGCUGGAGGUUCAGUUUGUAGGAGACGAUGAUGUUCUUAACCACAUUCUCGACAGAGAAGGAGGAGCUAAAUUAAAAAAGGAGCGAGCUCAGCUUUUGGUCAAUGCAAAAAAAAUAAUAAAGAAGCCAGAAUAUGAUUUGGAGGAAGAUGACCAGGAAGUCUUAAAAGAUCAGAACUAUGUGGAAGUUUUAGGACAAGACAUUCAAGGAUCCUUGAAAAAUGGCUCUGCUACAGAUGGUGGGAAUAAAGUUUAUUCUUUUCAGAAUAGAAAACACUCUGAAAAGAUGGCUAAACUAGCUUCCGAACUAGCAAAAACACCAAGAAAAAGUGUUUCAUUCAAUUUGAAGAAUGAUCCUGAAAUUAUGAUAAACAUUCCUCAAUGUAGCAAGGGGCAUCCUGCUUCAGACAAAGUUCAGUUGAAGAACAAUGAUAAAGGUGAAUUUCUGUCAACAACGCCUCGUGGUCUAAGGAAAAGAUUAAUGGUUCCAAGGUCUCAUUGUGACAGUGAAAGUGAAUAUUCUGCUUCCAACUCAGAGGAUGAUGAAGGAGUGGCACAAGAAUGUGAAGAGGAUGCUAAUGAAGUCAUACUGCGCCCAAAGAGUCAAGCUCAGAAUAGAGUAGUUUCAGCUCCUGUUUGCAAAGAAACGCCUUCUAAGAAAAUGAAAAGAGAUAAAACAAGUGACUUAGUAGAAGAGUAUUUUGAAGCUCAUAGCAGUUCAAAAGUUUUAACCUCUGAUAGAACGCUGCAGAAACUAAAGAGACCUAAGCUGGAUCAGCAAACUUUGCGUAACUUAUUGAGCAAGGUUGCUCCUUCCUUUUCUGCUGAACUUAAACAACUAAAUCAACAGUAUGAACAAUUAUUUCAUAAAUGGAUGUUGCAGUUACACCUGGGGUUCAACAUUGUCCUUUAUGGUUUGGGUUCUAAGAGAGAUUUACUAGAAAGGUUUCGAACCUCCAUGCUGCAAGAUUCCGUUCAUGUUGUCAUCAAUGGCUUCUUUCCUGGAAUCAGUGUGAAAUCAAUCCUGAAUUCUAUAACACAAGAAGUCCUUGAUCACACGGGUACCUUCCGCAGUGUACUGGACCAGCUGGACUGGAUAACAAACAAAUUUAAAGAAGAUUCUUCAUUAGAACUCUUCCUUCUCAUCCACAAUUUGGAUAGUCAAAUGUUGAGAGGAGACAAAAGCCAGCAAAUUAUCGGCCAGUUGUCAUCUUUACAUAACAUAUACCUCAUAGCAUCUAUUGAUCACCUCAAUGCUCCUCUCAUGUGGGACCACGCAAAGCAGAGUCUUUAUAACUGGCUCUGGUAUGAAACUACUACAUAUAGUCCUUAUACUGAAGAAACCUCCUAUGAGAAUUCGCUUCUGGUUAAACAGUCGGGAUCACUACCACUUAGUUCCCUAACUCAUGUCUUACGAAGCCUUACCCCUAACGCAAGGGGAAUUUUUAGGCUCCUAAGCAAGUAUCAGCUGGACAACCAGGAGAGCCCGUCUUACGCUGGACUGUCUUUUCAAGAUUUUUAUCAGCAGUGUCGGGAGGCCUUCCUUGUCAAUAGUGAUCUGACACUUCGGGCCCAGUUAACUGAAUUUAGGGACCACAAGCUUAUAAGAACAAAGAAGGGAGCUGAUGGAGUGGAAUAUUUAUUAAUUCCUGUUGACAGUGGAACGUUGACUGAUUUCCUGGAAAAGGAGGAAGAGGAGUCUUGAAGCUGUCCUUCCUCUUGAGUCUUCUGCGAAGGGUCGAUGUACUCCAGCUGCCACUCCUCUCGUCUGAAGUGUUGUGUUGCCAUCCAAUGUUACUUUUUCCAGUGUACGAGAUUGAAAAUUGGGAGGGGGAGUGUCCUCGGUUAGAACCUUGGUUAGCCUGGCUGCUGGACUAUCGCUAGUACUAUGCACGGUCCUCAAGUUGGAGAAAAUGUGCCUUUCAUUCAUUACCUCUCUGGAGACAUCUUGCUGGAAUGAACAGUAUGCUCAGGGACUAUUUGGAACUGGAUGUUUUUGAAUUCUUUUAUACUAGAGAUGAUAUUAUUCCUAAUUUUUUGAGGGCCUUUUAACACUUCUGGAGCUGGUUGUUUGCAAGUGUGCUUGUUCCAGAGUGUGGAAGUACAAAGACGUUGGCAUCACGUCAGUCUGCUUUAUUUGCUGUUGUGUGUCAGGACUGACGAGUGUCAUGGAGAGGGCAGACCAUCUCUUGGUGUUCCUGAAAUGGCUUAACGAAAGGUGGAAGACUGGGAAGACGCAGGUGACUCGGCUUUCUCCUUUGGGGUUUAGGCUACAUACUGGGGCGGGGAGAGGGAGCUUGACACCAUUCAGUUGGGAUGGUGGGAAAAGCCUAACGAGUGUACACGGUGUGCACCCAGCGUAGCAAGCACACGAACAGUCACAGACCAUGGCGUUCGGCACAGUUCAGGUCUGUGCCGUCACCUUUUGAUACAAGUGAGAAGCCAGGCUAGAAAAAGACAAUCCUGAAUUACAUUUUAGUCAUUGUUUUCAAGACAACAGAAAAUAAAAAUUUAAUUAUUCUUGUAUAUCAACAUAUUUUUGUUUUAACAUGCAAGCGAGUAGCAUAUUAAUGGCUGGCUUUAAAUUUAUCUUGAUUUUUCUAUGAAGAAGACCUAAAACUCACUGUAAGACAUUUCAGUUUUUUUCUUUAUUUACAGAAGCCUUUUUUCUUAGGAAAGGAAAAUUGGCUAGCCUUGGCCAGUGUGUCCGCUCAGUCUUCACAUACUCCCUGAUCGGUUUCCAAGUGUGAAACUGUUUGUUUAAACAUCACUGUAAUAAAGUAUGUACUCCAUCAGCAUUUUUCACUCAUCUCUUCUCUUAUAAAGCUCUUUCAUGAAAAUAUUUCCCAAAAUGCUCAGAAUUUUUUAAAUCAUUUGUUUGUGGCAUAUAAUUUUGUUAAAUCCAUAUACUAAGUCUUUAGUCUUAAAUAUAAUUACUAAUCAAAAUAUUUAAUCAGACUGUACACAAAUAUGAUUCUAAAAAAUUUUAAUUGUAUCAAAGGAUAUUCAGUGAAGCAUGAGUCAGCUUCCCUCCCCUGCUCGAGUGCCCAGGCAACCCUGCUGGCGGUUAGUGCUCCUGCAGAGGCAGCCUGUGCUCGAGUAAGGCACCUGUCUCUCCUUUCAAAACACAAGUGGCAGCACAUGAUACUUGCUGGUUUGCACCUUGCUUUUUUUGCUUAAUAUAUUUAGUUUAUAAUAAUUUACAGUAUAAAAGAGUAUACAAAAUCUUUAAUGACAUAAUUUGCAAACUGCAUGUGCCCUUAAGUAUCUGGUUUAUUUUUAUAAUUUUUGUGUCUAUACUAUACUAUUUGCAGGCAGUGUCAAUAGUCUUUACUACUAAAUAAAAAGCCAAUUUAGAUAAAAUCACUUUUUUUAAAUUAUAGUACUGGUUUUUUACUAAAAAUAUCUUGAAGUGUUUCCAAACUUUCCUGAGUACGUCUUCCAGACCUGAGGCAGCCCUUGCCGCGUUGUGAGCUGCUCCUCACUGGCCUGCUGCAGCGUCGGUGUGCGCUCUGUCAGUGAGACUCGGCCGCUGAGGCUGCAUCUUCCGCUGCUCCUCCCUUCUGGCAAGAUGGAACAGACCUGAAACCUUGAAAGAUUUCUCUGGCUGCUCUUUUAAUAAAAUGGCUAAAUAAAUAAAUAGGCCCCAAAAAGGCACUGGGUAUGCAGACAGACGUUUGCAGACUCGGCACAGUGCUGAAUCCUCGUGCAGCGAGUGCUGCGUCAGUUCUCGAUACUCCGGAAACUGCACUUUCUCAGCAUCACGGUUGUCACUCUAAUGUACGGACACUUCAUUCUUAUACAAGAUCAGUGAGUUCGGGGGAUUGGUAAGAGAUUUUGCUUAACUUUUUAAAACAACACAACUUCAGAAGUCUUUUUUUCCCCAGCUAACUCAAAUGCACAGCCAGGAGCAUGGUUCAGAAUGUAUUUUCCUACAUUCUAGGAGGUGAGAGGACUCGUGCAGCCUAGUCCUGAGAAGCCAUCAGCGAUGACCGUGAGUCAUGAGGGUCUGCCCUGUCACAGACUCUGGCUCCAAAAACCCAAGGGACGAAUAAACUGUCACAUAAAUGGCUCUGUCCUCAGGCUUUCACACUGCUGUUAAGCCAUUUUAAUUCAUGUUUAUUGAGCUCUUAUUAGAAGGCUCUGUGCCAUACAGGAGUUGUGUGGAUAUGAAGAUGAAAUCUGAAAUAUCUAUUUAAAGGUUUUAAUAGCAUUAAUUGUCACAGUAUCCUUAAUGUGCUGAAUAAAGUAAAUUUGAAAUAACUGA